Molecule: messenger RNA, 2743 nt
Organism: Opisthocomus hoazin
Lineage: Eukaryota; Metazoa; Chordata; Aves; Opisthocomiformes; Opisthocomidae
Source: RefSeq, a predicted model, not a curated record
AUGGGGAGCAACCAGGUGGCAUUAGACAGUCCACUGAGCUUGGACCUCCUGUGGGAUUGCACACAUCCUUGUGUGGAAUGGCUUUCAGGAUGGGUGUGCUGCAGGAGAUGGACACAGGCUCUUCAGGAAGGACAGGCUGGGAAGCCUCAGACCAUUCGGCAAACUCUUCAAAGGACACUGCAGUAUUUUGAGCACCAAGUUAUUGGUUACAGGGAUGCAGAGAAGAACUUUCACAAUAUAUCAAAAAGAUGCUCCUACACAGACUGCUCUGGCAAUGAAGAAACUGAAGAUGUCUCAGGAAUUCUCCAGUGUACGGCUAAUGUACUUGGUUUGAAGUUUGAGGAAAUGCAAGAAAAGUUUGGGGAGGAAUUCUUCAAUGUCUGCUUUGAUGAGAAUGAAAGAGUUCUUCGAGCUGUAGGUGGGACCCUUCAAGACUUCUUCAAUGGCUUUGAUGCUUUGCUGGAGCACAUUAGGACUUCAUUUGGAAGACAAGCCACCCUGGAAUCCCCUUCUUUCCUAUGCAAAGAGCUCCCUGAAGGCAAUCUCAUGCUUCAUUACUUUCACCCACAUCAGAUUGUGGGAUUCGCAAUGAUGGGAAUGAUAAAGGCAGCAGCAAAGAAGAUUUACCGCUUGGAAGUGGAAGUAGAACAGGUCACUAAUGAUAAGUUAUGCUCAGAGGGGACGAACCCGGGUAACUGCAGCUGUCUGACUUUCCUUAUCAAAGAACACGAAAAUGCAAAUAUCACAAAAACACUUCCGCCGGGAACUUCCCAGUCUCCGUUAGACCUGAGGAUUAGCAUUAGCACCUUCUGCAGAGCUUUCCCCUUUCACCUGAUGUUUGAUCCAAACAUGCUGGUUCUCCAGCUUGGAGAAGGUCUUAGGAAGCAGCUCAGAUGUGACACUCAUAAAACUCUGAAAUUCCAAGACUGCUUCCACAUAGUAUCUCCUAAAAUCAGUGCCACAUUUGAACGAGUUCUCCUGAGAUUAUCUACUCCCUUUGUCAUUCGGACCAAACUUGAGGAUUCUGGCUCUGAAAAUAAAGAUAAGGUGAUGGAAAUUAAAGGACAAAUGAUUCAUGUGCCAGAAUCAAAUUCAAUUUUGUUUCUGGGUUCCCCCUGUGUGGACAAGCUGGAUGAACUGAUGGGCCGAGGCCUCCAUCUUUCGGACAUACCUAUCCAUGAUGCUACUCGCGAUGUCAUAUUGGUUGGGGAGCAAGCAAAGGCCCAGGAUGGCUUGAAAAAACGAAUGGAUAAGCUGAAGGCAACGCUAGAAUGCACACACCAAGCCCUGGAAGAGGAGAAAAAGAAAACAGUAGAUCUCCUUAUUUCUAUUUUCCCUGAAGAAGUGGCUCAGCAGUUGUGGCAGGGGCAGCAGGUUCAGGCCAGGAAGUUUGAUGAUGUCACCAUGCUCUUCUCAGACAUUGUUGGCUUCACUGCCAUCUGUGCACAGUGCACGCCCAUGCAGGUCAUCAGCAUGCUGAAUGAGCUAUACACACGGUUUGACCAUCAGUGUGGAUUCCUGGACAUCUACAAGGUGGAAACAAUCGGUGAUGCAUACUGCGUUGCAGCAGGUCUCCAUAAGAAAAGCCUUAGUCAUGCUAAAGCCAUUGCCCUGAUGGCACUGAAGAUGAUGGAGCUUUCAGAAGAGGUUCUCACUCCAGAUGGGAGCCCUAUUAAGAUGAGGAUAGGCAUUCACUCAGGAUCAGUGCUGGCUGGCGUCGUUGGUGUAAGAAUGCCACGUUAUUGUCUCUUUGGGAACAAUGUCACCCUUGCAAGCAAGUUCGAGUCAGGAAGUCACCCACGCCGCAUCAAUGUCAGUCCAACCACGUACCAGCUUCUGAAAAAGGAAGAAAAUUUUAUUUUUAUCCCUCGUUCCCGUGAAGAGCUUCCAGAAAACUUUCCAAAGGAAAUUCCUGGGAUCUGUUACUUCCUUGAGGUCAGAAGUGGUCAGAAGCCGCCAAAACCAUCCAUCCCAUCUGCCAGAGUGAGAAAGGUUUCUUACAACAUUGGCACCAUGUUCCUCCGGGAGACUAGCCUAUGAGGCCUGCUGCAGAUCAAAGACUCGUCAAAAAAGCACAAGCCCAGAACUGGGUCAUGACAGGGGAGUUGGAGGUUCUUUCUAUUUCACUGCCUUGUUCUGAACAAGCAGUAAAAGCUCUAUGUAAUGUCAGGCAAUAAUAAUUUUUAAAGGUGGGUGACUGCUGUCAGUAAACAGAGUGGAGAUAGGGAAAAAAAAAAUUAAACAAUGUACUUCCACUUCCAGAGGAAUUUCUUUCAUAAAUUUCAGCCUGGCCCCUCUAUGACAUGAAAGACCAAACCGAACAAAAAACCCCUCAACUCUCAAAUUAGAGGUUGGUUUUGUUUUGUGCAGAAAGGAAGAUGGUUCUCUGUAGAUUUGCACCAGCUAAGCAGAAUUGAGAGUCAGUUCUGAUUAUGCAUUCCUACAUUUGAUGUGUUCUUCUGUAAUGAUGUUUUUUAACUUUAUGAACAAACAUUUCAUACAUAUACUGUAGACCUCUUGUAACCUUCCUGGCAGGAGGAAUUAUAAUUCAGUACAAAAUAUUGUAGGAAUUUUACCUAUUUUUAUACAUAUUUCACUUUCUGGAUAAUUACAUUCCACAUACUGUAAGCUGAGCUUAGAUAGCUUUUCAGAAGAAGCUAUUGUGUAUUUCAUACAUUCUGCCUAUCAAACCUUAUUGUUAUACACGUGGGAGGAAGUCACUUUUUGACUUUUUUGGCAACAA